AUGGUGUGGAAGUGGAGAUUUUGGGUAAAAAGUCGAUAGUUUUGAACAUGUUUGUUAGAAAUAUGGGUUAAUCCAGAUACUUUGAGGGUUUAUCUGUCAGUUUGACUCCAAAAUCAGGCCUUGCCGCCAGUGAAACACCUGUUUUUUGCUGUUUUUAUCAGUGCUUUGAACAAAGUGUUAUAAAUUUGACGUUAUCUUUACUAAUUGUAGAUCUCCAGUGAUAAAAUUUGAUAUUUUUUGGAUCAAUACGGGCUAGUCUUUCUGUUUUAUCCAUUGUUUUAAAAUUAUCUUGCACUUUUUUAUUUUUUAUAUUACACUAGGUUGGUCAAGAAACCUUUACAAUUUUGUUUAUUUCGGUGUGUAACUACUUCAGCAGCUUUCUCCAUUUUCCCUAAAAUUCCAAAUUAAUUUAUCUGGCAAAAGAACGGCGGAACCACCAAAAACUACUUGCUCUUUGACACACCCCGAUUCAAAUGAUUUCUCCAUUUUCUUUAUGAAUAAUAUCAGUUCUCUUCGCGUUGCAUUUGUCCGUGAUUGUCUUAUCAAUUUAAUGAAAUGAGCCGGAAUCGAACCCCUAAAUUCUUUCAGAGCACCAUGUUUUCCUGGUUAACGGGCCAGAAGAAGGAGAAGGAAGAUGUAAGUGGUUUUCUUUUGUUUUGCUUCCGUUUUUAGGUAUCUCACGUGCAGAAGAGGGAUUAGAACACAUAUUUGACUAAAGUUUAUCCAAAACGGUUGGGAUUGAACGUUUUUUCUGUGGGAAUUUCUCACCAACCAUCUAGUGUAAAAUGCUUAGGUGUUUUGGGAUCUAAAUUGACUAUAUUUUUUGUGAAUAAUGGUAAAGGGAUGAUGUGAAUACAUUAUGUUUUGCUUAAAUCUCUGUGGAUUGUACGACACGAGCGGGAAAGUCGAUUUCAGAUGGAAAAGUGUAGGUGUUCAUGGAGGAUAUAAGUUUUGCUUUAUUUGAGGUGUUAAAAGUUGAGUAAUAGUUAGGUCAUAUAGCAACGGGUAUUAUGGUGUAUGGGAGACAGAGUUUCGAUUUAAAACUAGGAUUUUUUAGUAGUUGUACCUAAAAUAAAAUCUAUUUUAGUUUUCAGUUAAAAAUUUUUGAUUUAGGUUUUGGAAAGCGUCAGUGAUGGCCUCAAAAAGAUUUACAAGAACAAGCUCUUGCCCCUGGAAGAGUAUUACAAGUUCCAUGACUUCCAUUCGCCGGCUAUGGAUGAUCCCGACUUCACAGCCAAGCCCAUGAUCCUUUUGGUUGGUCAAUAUUCUACCGGGAAAACGACAUUUAUCCGAUAUCUUCUUGAAGAGGAUUUCCCGGGGAUCCGAAUUGGUCCAGAGCCAACAACCGACAGAUUCAUUGCUGUUAUGCACGAUGAGUCGGAAGGUGUUGUGCCUGGAAAUGCAUUGGUGGUUGACUCCAAGAAACAAUUUAGAGCCCUUUCGAAGUUUGGCAACGCCUUUUUGAACCGGUUCCAAUGCUCCACAAUGAAUAAUGACGUCCUGAAGAGCGUCACCAUCGUGGAUACACCUGGAAUUCUGAGUGGAGAGAAACAAAGGUCAGUUUUUGGAGGUGAUAUCUAGUGUAAUAUAGCCGUUGAUCAAGUGGUUAAUUAUAGAUACGAGAGAGUUUAGUUUAAGUAUUUUCGCGGACAUUGUGGCAAUUUCCAACUUAUGCGACCUUAUUUUAGCCAUUAUUUAGAGCUUGAGCACCCCGUGUUUGCGUGGUUUAGUGGUAGUGAGUUGAAUUCGCGAAUUGAUCGGCUGUGGUUCAAAUCCCAGCUUCUGAAAGUGUAUAAAAGUAGGUAGUAAACUAAUAUAGCGUUAUCAUACCAUGGUCACGGAGCUUCCAGAAUGAUCUGUGGACUACUUCCGAUACGCUGAAAGGAACGUUGUUUGCAACUUGGGCACUGCCUAAAUGCGGUUGUUCAUUACUGAUAAUAACUACAUUUUUUUGAUUACUUUUGAGAUUUAUUGUAAACCAAAGGCUUAAAAAAUGAAAAUAGAUUAUAGCUUGCAAUUGGUUAACUUAUUUUAGGUAUAAGUUUAUGGUUGUUGGAAUAAAAAUUUUCUAAUUAUCAUUUUUAGAAUUGACCGAGGAUAUGACUUUACUGGUGUUCUGGAAUGGUUUGCCGAGAGAGUGGACCGAAUCAUCCUCCUCUUCGAUGCCCACAAACUUGAUAUUUCCGACGAAUUCAAACGCUGUAUCGAAGCCUUGGCUGGUAAGUCCUUCCUUUCACUUUUGUUAUUUUUGAUAUUUAGGUAACGAGGAUAAGAUCCGAAUUGUCCUAAACAAGUCGGAUAUGGUCGACCAUCAACAACUGAUGCGGGUUUAUGGAGCUCUGAUGUGGUCUCUGGGCAAGGUAAGCUGGUGAAACUUUUGCGAAUGUUUUGAUUGUGAUGGUGUUAUUGUCCAUUUUUUAGGUAUUCAAAACUCCGGAAGUAGCUAGAGUUUACAUUGGCACCUUCUGGGACCAUCCCCUUCACUAUGACAUCAAUCGGCGCCUCUUCCAAGAUGAGCAACAUGAUCUCUUCGCCGAUCUUCAAGGCCUCCCCAGACACGCAGCUCUCCGCAAAUUGAACGACCUCAUCAAGAGAGCCCGUCUGGCGAAGGUUCAUGCUUAUAUCAUCGCCGAAUUGAGGAAACAAAUGCCAUCGAUGAUUGGCAAGGAGAAGAAAAAGAAGGAAUUGAUUCAAAAGCUGGACAAGAUCUUUGAGCAGCUACAGAAGGAGCACAAUAUAUCGCCUGGAGACUUUCCGGAUGUCGACAAAAUGAGGGAGAACCUCCAGAAUGUUGACUUUACCAAGUUUAAUGCGAUCAAACCAAGAUUAUUGGAAGUGGUGGACGAAAUGUUGGCCAAUGAUAUUGGUAAGUGAUUGGAUUGAUGUUUUAGAGAUGUUGUAGAGAAGGGAAGGCGUUUUGGAAAUUUUCUUUGAAGGUUUUUAUUGUCUUUCGGAAAAUUUGAUGACUAAGACAACAUGAUUUUAGCAAGGCUCAUGUCCCAGAUCCCUCAAGAAGAAGCGCAGGCCGCCAAGGAGGCGGGAAGCGAGAACGGUCAAUUCAAACAACCAGAAGUACAGGGAGGCGCUUUCAAGUCCGAAUCCGAGGGAGCAACGCCGUUUGGAUUCGGAAAAGGCGAAGGAUUUGAUAAAGGCGCAGAUGAAAGCGAAUGGAUUGUGGGCAAGGACAGGAUCGACGCCGAUGAACAGUUCGCCGACCUCGGACCUGUGGACGGAAAGCUCUCCGGCCGAGUGGCCAAGGAACACAUGCUCAAGUCGAAACUCCCGAACUCGGUCCUCGGAAAGAUCUGGAAGCUGGCCGAUGUGGAUAAGGAUGGAAUGCUGGACGCGGACGAGUUUGCCCUGGCCAAUUACUUGAUCAACUUGAAGCUGGAUGGACAUGAGUUGCCCGCCGACCUGCCUGCUCAUUUAAUCCCACCGUCGAAGAAGAACAACAGCGAUAAUGACUCGGGAAUGUACCCAAAACUGGAGGAUUAA
Bursaphelenchus xylophilus (pine wood nematode) is the source of this 3495-nucleotide messenger RNA. The record is from the annotation of a GenBank genome assembly. Lineage: Eukaryota; Metazoa; Nematoda; Chromadorea; Rhabditida; Aphelenchoididae.